Betta splendens (Siamese fighting fish) is the source of this 2409-nucleotide messenger RNA. RefSeq names its product polyhomeotic homolog 2a (Drosophila) (gene phc2a). The record is from RefSeq and is a predicted model, not a curated record. Lineage: Eukaryota; Metazoa; Chordata; Actinopteri; Anabantiformes; Osphronemidae. The transcript has 7 exons. Gene Ontology annotation, molecular function: zinc ion binding; protein binding. Gene Ontology annotation, cellular component: nucleus; PRC1 complex. The coding region runs from base 301 to 1149 and encodes 282 amino acids.
UUGCGCACACACACGGACACACAAGUCGGGGUUUGCAGUGUGUUUAACGAGGAGAAAGCCGAAACUUGUGAGGAUAUGAUUCAGCUGCUGGCUUUGCACGCGCUCCGGUAACGCGGCGGUUCCGCUACUCGGGGACUCGUUGGGUUUUCGCGGGCCGAACUGACGGAGGGCGAUGCGCUUGGAGGCGCGCUGAACAAAGAGCUUUUCUUCCCUCUACUAUUGUUUCCGAGCUGGGCGCCCACUUCCCGACGCAGUCCGGGGCUGGAAAAGUAAGAAAAGUGAGGGGCCCGCGCUCCAGUCAUGACCUCUGGGAAUGGGACCAGUAGCAGCAGCCAGCACGAUGGAGACAGCAAAGCAGCCCAGGCCCUAGUCAAGUCCCACAUCCUCACCCAUCUGAUCGAAGGCUUCGUGAUCCAGGAGGGAGCCCAGCCUUUCCCUGUCGAACGUCCGUCGUUCUGCAUCGAGAGCCUGAGGAGACACACGGCGGACGCCAAGAUGGACAGCGUCACUCCAAAGGAGCUGAAGGCCCAGCAGGAGCCCAUGCUGACCUGUGAGCUGUGCGGCAGGGUGGACUUCGCCUACAUCUUCAAAAGGUCCAAGAGGUUCUGCUCUACAGUGUGCGCCAAGCGCUACAAUGUUGGAUGCACAAAGAGGAUGGGCCUCUUCCCGAACCGUAAAACCACGCUGGAGAACAUGAAGAAACAACGGGCGCUCAACGGGAGUCACAAAGCCUCCAGCCUGGAGUCUAAAAAGAAGACCGCUCCCUCUGUGCAGAAGCCGGCCACUGCCGCUCCGCCCACCGGCCACUCCGCGCACCCCGUACAGGGAGAGUCCAGCCAGUGUUCCGACCUGUCCGGCCACAGGGAGGUCCGGUCCCGGUCGCCGGCCGCCCAGCAGGGCACGGAGCUGCCCCUGCUGCCCCACGGCUUCCUACCCAGCGACCCCGGCCGGUGGAACAUACAGGACGUCUACGAGUUCAUCUCGUCGCUGCAAGGUUGUCUGGAGAUCGCGGAGGAGUUCCGGUCUCAGGAGAUUGAUGGACAGGCCCUGCUGCUGCUGAAGGAGGACCACCUCAUGGGAGCCAUGAACAUCAAGCUGGGCCCCGCGCUCAAGAUCUUUGCCCAGAUCAACCUGCUUAAAGACUCGUAGCCCAUCGUACACACACACUGCUCUCACAGGCAGCUCUGGACAGUGGAUGUGCUCAAGACCUCAGCUGGGACUGACUGGAUCUUACACUGAAGGCGUCACGCUACAGUUUGAUGUGAACAGUGUAUUUCAUAGGCUGUGUUUGGAAAAGUGUUUCAUAGAGGCUGUGUUUUUGUUUUUGUUGCUGUAUCGCAGGCUUCUGCAGGAUCUCAGAUCUAGGCUCAACCUUGCCUUGAUCAGAAGCUCGAUCUGUGCAUCCGGCACAUUUAGCACUGACCCCAGACCCUCAAACGACACAUCACCACCUUGCAUUGCAUCAUCACAGAGAUCAUCAUCACAAGAUUUAGCAGCAUAGACAUAAUAUAUCUCAACACUUUGUGUUAAUUCUGCACUAGGAACAGUGUCGCUGCUGCUGCUGGAGCAUCUUCCAGCUUCUAAUCCGGCCACGUCUGUUUGGGUCCAGCUUAUAAAUUGCAAUAUUUCAUUUUCAAUUGUUAAACUCGUUCCAAAAUACAAGUGAUGCUCAUUUCCUCUUACAGCAGCAGAGCUCAUCCUUCCAUCAGUACUCAUGUUAUAGCGCUCAUACAAACGCUUCUUCUCACAAUGUCAUUGCAGGAGCUGCUCCAGGAGGUGGCGGUGUAGGACACUGGUGUGUGACAAAUCUCAGAGAACAUUUGAUUAUAUGGAUGUUUGUGUUUCAUGUAAUCAAAUAGGAAAACCUGGUUUAGACCGUGGCAGAAUAACUGGGGCUGAUUAAACUCUGCCGCUCUACACUACUGCGGCUAUCGUAAAAACUACUGUUGCCUCAGGAUCUGCUCCGUCAGGUCUCCUACGUUUCUGGUGCUUAUUGAUAAUUCAUCAGGUUUUUUUUCUUUUUUAAUGUGAAUUCAGAUUGCUGUACAGUGUGUUGAAUUCUCACCUGGCACAGCUCUGCAUCAGGAACGCAAACACCUGCUCCACUGUGAUCAGAUCGACUCUGUGCAGCGAGGAGUAAACUAAGAUUUUGCCUUCAGAUUUCUGUUCAUGCCAAAGUCUCCCAAAUGUCUGAGGGCUGGACAGAACCCUCCUUACAGCUAAUAUCAGGUUUCUGUGGUGGUGAUCACAUCUUCCUGAGUAGCAUGUGUGUGGUGACGACACGUCAGUAGAGGGUAGACACUGUUUUCUCUGUUACCAGUUUCAGACUUGUUGAAAAACUUUGUCCUUGUUGAUUUUUCUUACAGAAAUUUAAUUUUUUAAUUAAACAAUAAAAACGUAGACACAUCA